Molecule: messenger RNA, 555 nt
Organism: Trifolium pratense (red clover)
Lineage: Eukaryota; Viridiplantae; Streptophyta; Magnoliopsida; Fabales; Fabaceae
Product: auxin-responsive protein SAUR72-like
Exons: 2
Coding region: 1-555 (184 amino acids)
Biological process (GO): response to auxin
Source: RefSeq, a predicted model, not a curated record
AUGGAUUUUGUGAAGAAGUGUAAGAGGGUAUUGGGAAGCAACAAGAGAUUGUAUGAUUCAGAAGAAAGUAGUGGUGGAAGUGGAAGAAGCUAUGGAAAAUUAUCAGAGAACAAGUGUCACAAAAAACAAAAGGAUAUUAAUAGUAAGAAAUUAGCACCAAAUGGUUGUAUUUGUGUCUAUGUUGGAUCUGAGAGACAGAGAUUUGUAAUAAAGAUCAAAAUAUUCAAUCAUCCUUUGUUCAAAACAUUUUUAGAAGAUGUUGAGAAUGAAUAUGGUUAUACAAAUGAUGGUCCUUUAUGGCUUCCUUGUCAUGUUGACUUAUUUUGUGAAGCACUUUUGGAGAUAGAGAGUGAUGAUAUGGGUCACAAACACAGCCCAGUUUCUCAUUCUUCAUUUUCUUGUCGCUCUUCUUAUAAUCUGACUUGUGAUGUCAAUUACGAGGUUUUGGUUUUGGAGCAAUUAUCAUUGAUCUCUGCCAUUGUUAUAGCUUACAUUGAUCAAUUUCACAAACAGUUUUCUGUUUUCUUUUCUCUGCAAGAUCUUCAAAGAUCUUGA